This is a messenger RNA of Phaethon lepturus (White-tailed tropicbird), 843 nucleotides long. Its product is annotated as LIM domain-containing protein 1-like. Gene Ontology annotation, biological process: cytoskeleton organization; negative regulation of hippo signaling; positive regulation of miRNA-mediated gene silencing. Lineage: Eukaryota; Metazoa; Chordata; Aves; Phaethontiformes; Phaethontidae. The transcript has 4 exons. The annotation marks the transcript as partial. Gene Ontology annotation, molecular function: transcription corepressor activity. Gene Ontology annotation, cellular component: transcription regulator complex; nucleus; P-body. The record is from RefSeq and is a predicted model, not a curated record.
AUGCCAGCCGGGCAGAGGUCCUCCUCCUUCUCGCACACCCGGACCCCCCCGGCACCCUCGGCAGGGACAGAGGAGGGGACACCGGGGGCCUUGCUGCAGCAGAGGUCCUCCUCCUUCUCGGCCCCCUCGGUGCAGCCCACCCGGGGGUUUUCAGGCCCCGCUGAGCCGUGCGGUCCCAGGGCCGGAGGGGAUGGCAACCAGCUGUGGUACCAGGGCGUCCCGCUCUCCUUCCCCUCUAGCUCUGUGCCCGCCGUCCCAAGCAUGGACUACCAGCAUGCUGCUGCUUAUCCCAGCCCAGCCGGCCACUUUGUGGCCCACGGUCAAAACCACCAGCCCAAUGGCAGGAGUGCGAGGCCCGGGAAAAAAAAACUGGCCUCCCGUGGGCUGACAGCUCCGGAUGCUCCACAGCCGCUUUUCCCGGAGGGCGUGAGCGGCCCGCGGUCGGAUGCCGGGCACCCGGAGGGCUCCAGCACAGCAAAGGUGAAGCUGCCCUGCCAGACCCUCCUUCCGCAGCCGGAGCAAGGGCCAUCAGCAGCAGAGCUGAAGCUGGAGGCACUGACCCAGCGCCUGGAGCAGGAGAUGGAUGCGCGGCCGAAGGCCGAUUACUUUGGCACCUGCGUGAAGUGCAGCAAGGGGGUGUACGGAGCGAACCAGGCCUGCCAGGCCAUGGGCAACCUCUACCAUGAUGGCUGCUUCACCUGCGGAGCCUGCAGUCGAAAGCUGAGAGGAAAAGCCUUUUAUUUUGUCAAUGGCAAGGUGUUCUGUGAAGAAGAUUUCCUGUAUUCGGGUUUCCAGCAGUCAGCUGACAGGUGUUUCAUUUGUGGUCAUUUGAUAAUGGACAUG